AAACCAGCUAGGCAUUAACUUUCUGCUACUCAAGCACAUCUUUUGUUCUCUUUUCUUUUCAUUCUUUCUCUUUCUCUCCAAAUCACCCCCCACACAGGAAAUCCUCAAAUGGAAUCCCCGCCUCCGCCAGCCGCGGCGGCUCCUCCUCUCACCACCACCACCAUCACCACCGCCACAGCUUCAGCCGCUCCCUACGCCGUCACUCCCGCCGCCUAUCCCGAUUCUAUUGACUCCUCGCCACGCUCCCGCAACACGGACUCGUGGGAUGACCCAGCUCUUCCCACUACUCUCCACUCAAAGCUCCGCCUCAUGUGCAGCUAUGGCGGCACAAUCGUCCCUCGUCCUCACGACAAAGUCUUAUGUUACAUCGGCGGCGACACUCGUAUGGUUGUCGUUGACCGCCACACUACCCUCGCUUCCCUCCAACACCGCUUGUCCCUUUCUCUUCUCCGCGGCGGCCCUUUUACUCUCAAAUACCAACUUCCCUCCGAAAACCUCGACUCUCUCAUCUCCGUUACAACCGACGAAGACCUCGAAAACAUGAUCGAUGAAUACGAUCGAACUUGUUCCCAAACGACGUCGUCGAGUAAGUCCUCCCGUAUUCGCCUCUUUCUUUUCCCUCUCAAUCCGGACGGUACCCUAGCGUCUUCUCAUUCAAUUGGACCGAUCAUUAACAGUUCCACCAAGUCCGAUGAAUGGUUUCUUAACGCGUUGAAUGGGUCCGGGUUGUUGAACCGAGGGUUUUCGGAUCCGAUGACGAACGUGAAUUUGUUGGGAUUGGAUGAAGAUCGUCAGGGGAACGUUGUUGAAGUUGGAUCGAAAGAUGAAGGGAGUGGGAGCCAGAAGAAUAUGAAUUUGAAAAGUCAAGAUGUUCACUCGGUUCCUGAUUCUCCCAUGCUUGAAACUUCUUCUUCUUUUGGUUCAACUUCUUCUUCUCCUUCGCUUGCCAACUUACCUCCAAUUCGAGUACAUGCUGAUGAUCAGAAGGAGCAUAGAGUGGGAAUCGAGGAACAGUUUGCUCAGUUUACUGUAACGGCUUCUUCUGUCGCUGCAGCUGGUGUGGGAAUGAAGCAACAGGAUGAAGUGUUUGUGGCUUUGUCAUCCCAACCGCCGAUGCCGGUGGGCAUCGCCGCUUCUGGAGGUGGGAUGUUCUUGAAUUCAGGUGUGAUUCCUGGGGAGUAUACAAAUCGGGUUCUUUCAGAUGAUGAGAGAUCAGAUCAUGGGGUUCCUGUGGGUUAUAGAAAAACACAAACUUCUCAGCCUCAGCCUCUUCAGAAUCAACAGAAGUAUAGCAGUGGUCAAGAUUUGGCUUCUCCAGAUUCAAUCUCAAGUGACAGUAGUUUUACAAAUCCACUAUCACGCCCAAAACCUGUGAUUUAUCAAGACCCAGCUCUUCAGAUCCCAUCUGGGGUUAACAGGGUUCCUGCAAACGCUGUUGAUCCAAACACAAUUGGCCGAGUUCAGGUACAACAACCAGUUCAGGAUUCUGGUUAUGUAUUGCUGCAACCUCAAUUAGACCAACAGCAACAACAGCAGCAGCAGCAAUUCUUACAUGCCGCUGCUGAACCACAUUACAUUCAUCAUCACCCCUCUGGAGCGGUGCCAAUAUCAGCUUAUUAUCCUGUACACCCUUCCCAACAGCAACAACAUCAUCAUCAUCAAACACAGAUUGAUCAGCAAUAUCCCCUGUAUUAUGUGUCUGCAAGGCAGCCCCAAGCAUACAGCAUGCGUGUCCAGCAACCUAGCAAUAGCAUCAAUGAAUCCCCCACAGGAAUCCCUUCAAGCCGUCCACAGACUCCUUCCAAUCCUACCAUGGCUCAUACUCAUGUAGCAUACAACCCAAUGAUAAAUGCUCCUCUUGCCAAAACCGGAAUGACUGCUGCCACUGGCUUAUACAGAACAUCGAAUACAGGUAACCCACAACUGAUUCAACUGCAAAACAGUCAGCAUCAGCAACAAUUUAUGGGUUACUCACAGAUUCAUCAUCCUUCACAAUCUGUUGCACCUACCUCCACUGCAACUGCCACAUAUGCUUAUGAAUUCAACGAUCCUGCUCAUGCUCAGAUGUAUUAUACCCAGCCUCUGGCACCCAACAUGCCUUCUCAGUACCAAACCAUGUCUGGAGUAGUACUGCCAGAUGCAUCUGCGCAACCCCCGGCUGUUAACAUCGAGUCACAGAUCAGAACCUCACAGCCAAUAUAAAUCAGUCAAGAAGGAAACAACAACAAUUUUGAAAGAAGAGUUUGGUUUAUAUCUUUAAAUUCUAUUUUUGUGUCUGCCUUUAAUUUGGUAAUGGUUUGUGAUAUGUAUUUGUGAAAGAUAAUAAGGAACUCUAUGGUCUUUUACUAUCUUGUGUAUGUCAUAUUGCUGGUAUUGUCAUAGGAAAUGGAAGUCGUCUGAAGAUUUAUACUGUACGAGCUCAAACUCUUAUAUUGUGUGCAAUUCAUAUAUCUGUUACUUGAUAA
Hibiscus syriacus is the source of this 2465-nucleotide messenger RNA. RefSeq lists its product as uncharacterized. Gene Ontology annotation, molecular function: protein binding. Bases 109 to 2202 code for a protein of 697 amino acids. The record is from RefSeq and is a predicted model, not a curated record. The transcript has 2 exons. NCBI's taxonomy places the organism in Eukaryota, Viridiplantae, Streptophyta, Magnoliopsida, Malvales, Malvaceae.